AUGAGAAACAGAGAAAUGGAUCCUCUGGUAGUAGGAAGAGUAAUUGGAGACGUAGUGGACCCCUUUACGAGGUCGGUGUCUAUGAGGGUCAUCUACCCCAAUAACAGAGAAGUCAUUAAUAGUCGUGAGCUCAGGCCCUCCCAGGUGGUUUCUCAACCCAGGAUCGAAGUUGGCGGGGGACACGACCUCAGGAACUUCUACACUCUGGUAAUGGUCGACCCUGACUCGCCCAGCCCCAGUGAUCCAAGCUUACGAGAGUACUUGCACUGGUUGGUCACUGAUAUUCCCGCAAAUACGGGAGCAACCUUCGGACAAGAGAUCGUGUGCUACGAGAGUCCACGGCCAGCGGUGGGGAUUCAUCGUUACGUGUUUGUGUUGUUUCAGCAACCAGGAAGGCAAGCGGUGUAUGCGCCGGGAUGGCGUCAAAACUUCAACACCAGAGACUUUGCAGAGCUUUAUAAUCUGGGACAGCCAGUCGCAGCUGUUUACUUUAAUUGCCAACGAGAAAGUGGUAGUGGUGGAAGGAGAGCUUAAUCUCAAGCUAAACUCAUCCACCAUCUCCGUCGUUUCCUUCUGUCCUGUGUUUCGCAAUCAUCCAUAUGAAUAUCCAACAUAUAAUAAAAACUUACAAAAUGUAAGGAGGACAAGUCAUGCAUAGGAAGACUCAUCUUAAACAUUACUCUAGUAAGUAUUUAAAUAUUCGGAACCCGGAAAAUGACUUCCUUAGGUUAGUUAUAUAGUUAUAUAGUUGUGUGUGUGUGUGUGUUUCUCUCAACUAUAUUGUAUGUUCCUCUUUAAUAUAAUAAACU
Messenger RNA from Neltuma alba, 809 nucleotides. Its product is annotated as protein HEADING DATE 3A-like. The transcript has 4 exons. NCBI's taxonomy places the organism in Eukaryota, Viridiplantae, Streptophyta, Magnoliopsida, Fabales, Fabaceae. The record is from RefSeq and is a predicted model, not a curated record. The coding region runs from base 1 to 534 and encodes 177 amino acids.